CAUUUUCUGAGUUAGUUGAAGUUGAUUUUUCAUUAAAUUAUACAUUUCAUCCAAAAAAAAUAAAGAAUAGCCAUAAUAUAUAUAAAAUCCAACAGUAGAGAGAACCACAAGAAGUAGAGGUAGAAAGGCAAAGCUGAAUUUCUUAUUAAAAUUUCUGUUGAAAUUUGUCUCGAAUCAUAUCUAGAAAGAGAAAGAUCGUGCAUUAGAAAUGGAUUUGGGGGAGCUUUUGGCAAUCUUCGGGCCGGGCAUCGCCGGAGCCGUUUUCGGCACCGGCUGGUGGUUUUGGGUCGACGCUGUCGUCUGCAGCUCAGUCAAAAUCCCUUUCGUGCACUAUCUACCUGGAAUCUUUGCGUCUUUAGCUGCUUUGAUGUUCAAUUGCGUGAGGAAAGAGGAUAUCGAUUACUCACCCUAUGAAGAGGGUGAGUGGAGGUUGAAACUUUGGCUUUUCAUUGCAUAUGUUGUGUCGUUUGUCUCGUUAGCUGCUUCAGUUGGUCUACUGAUACAAGAUGCCCUUGUGAAAACCGGUCCUUCUUCAUGGACUGGCAUUGCAGGUGUUCUUCAAUGUGUAUUUGUACUAAUCAGUGGCCUGAUUUAUUGGAUUUCCCAUUCCGAAUGAUGUGUAUAUUGUGAAUGAUCUGUGAUUAUUCUGCUCGACGAAGCUCUCACCCGAUGAUCUUCAUGUGGAAAAGGAUUGAAGAAAAAGAAAAUCAAAUGAAGACCAGUUGAUGAAUCUUCCAAAAUCGAACAUGUGGGUUCGGUUCUUUCCAUUUUUGUUUAAUUAAACAAAAUGAUUGAUAUAAAUUUUGACAUAAUAAAUACACAGGCGAUAAAAUUUCGUAUUUUUACAUAUCAAACCAACAUUUUCUUCUCUUACACAUCAUUUAUACAAUUCAUUAUAUUAAAAAAAAAUAAUGUUAAAGCAACAUUAUUUUUUUAUUUUACCCUUGUGCACUUUCUUUACUUUUUUAUUUCUCUCCUCUUUGACAAUUCACUUAUUUUAUUAACUCAAAAUAAUUUGAUAUAGUGUAACUUCUGUUACAGAAAAUGAAAUUGCAGGAUGUCACCUCAUUUGAUUGCUACACAAUUAUUUCAUCUUAUAAAUAAUAAAACAAACUAAUUGUCUUGUAUCAUGUAAGGUUCUUUUCCCAUGAUGAAUAAAAUGGACAUUAU
Molecule: messenger RNA, 1170 nt
Organism: Striga asiatica
Lineage: Eukaryota; Viridiplantae; Streptophyta; Magnoliopsida; Lamiales; Orobanchaceae
Source: the annotation of a GenBank genome assembly